Messenger RNA from Mugil cephalus (flathead mullet), 3591 nucleotides. RefSeq names its product ralA binding protein 1 (gene ralbp1). The transcript is spliced from 10 exons. The record is from RefSeq and is a predicted model, not a curated record. Gene Ontology annotation, biological process: positive regulation of GTPase activity; small GTPase-mediated signal transduction; endocytosis. NCBI's taxonomy places the organism in Eukaryota, Metazoa, Chordata, Actinopteri, Mugiliformes, Mugilidae. Gene Ontology annotation, molecular function: small GTPase binding; GTPase activator activity. The coding region runs from base 131 to 2185 and encodes 684 amino acids. Gene Ontology annotation, cellular component: membrane.
CGCAGGCGCAGAUAGGUUUAUUUGGACAUAGCCGGAAGCUGCGCUCCGAAAUUGACCCAACGGGAUACUACUUGCAGCAGCGAUGGAGCGGUGAUGUGCCAGCCGGAGGAGCGAUAAGGCCAGAGCAGCCAUGACCGAGUGCUUCCUGCCCCCCAGCAGCAGCCCCGCGGAGCAGCGCAGGGCCGAGCACCCCGGGGGCGUGGCCCGCACGCCCAGCUCGGAGGAAAUCAGCCCCACCAAGUUCCCCGGGCUGUAUCGAACCGGCGAACCGUCGCCGCCCCACGAUGGGCAUCACCACGAGCCGCCCGACACCUACGUCUCAGACGACGACAAAGAGCACAGCAAGAAGAAGAACAAGUUCAAGAAGAAGGAAAAAAGGACCGAAGGAUACGCCGCCUUCCAGGAGGACAGCUCAGCAGACGAAGCGGAGAGCCCAUCCAAGAUGAAGCGCUCCAAGGGAAUCCACGUGUUCAAGAAGCCCAGCUUCUCCAAGAAGAAGGAGAAGGACUUUAAGGUGAAGGAGAAGGGCCCCAAGGAGGACAAGGGCAAGGACAAGAAGUCGAAGGACCUGACGGCCGCGGACGUGGUGAAACAGUGGAAGGAGAAGAAGAAGAAGAAGAAGCCGGCCAGCGAGGCAGAGCCGGUCCCGGUGGAGGCUCCCACGUUCAGGCCCGUCUUUGGAGCGCCCCUGACCGAAGCCGUCAAGAGGACGGCUCUGUACGACGGCAUCCAGCUGCCGGCCAUCUUCAGGGAAUGCGUGGACUACAUCGAAAAUUACGGCAUGAAGUGCGAGGGCAUCUACCGGGUGUCAGGUAUGAAGUCAAAGGUGGACGAGCUGAAGGCGGCGUACGACCGCGAGGAGUGCCCCUGCCUGGAGGAGUACGACCCGCACACGGUCGCCAGCCUGUUGAAGCAGUACCUCCGCGAGCUGCCCGACAACCUGCUGAGUCGGGACCUGGCCCAGCGCUUCGAGGACGCCUGCGGUCGGCAGGUGGAGGCCGAAAAGGUGACGGAGUUCCAGAGGCUGCUGGCGGAAGUGGCGCCGGAAAACCGCCUCCUCCUCUCCUGGCUGAUCACGCACAUGGACCACGUCAUCGUCAGGGAGGCGGAGACCAAGAUGAACAUUCAGAACAUCUCCAUCGUCCUCAAUCCCACCAUACAGAUUGGGAACCGGGUUCUCUACAUGUUCUUCACCCACGUGCGGGAGCUGUUUGGGGACGUGGUCCUGAAGCCGGUGGUGCGGCCGCUCCGCUGGUCCAACAUGGCGACGAUGCCGGCUCUGCCCGAGACCCAGGAGAGCAUCAAAGAGGAGAUCCGGCGACAGGAGUUCCUGCUGAACUGCCUGCACAGAGACCUGCAGGCCGGCGUGAAGGACCUGUCCAAAGAGGAGCGACUGUGGGAGGUUCAGAGGAUCCUCACUGCUCUCAAACGGAAACUGAGGGAGGCCAAGCGUCAGGAGUGUGAGACUAAGAUUGCCCAGGAGAUAGCCAGCCUGUCAAAGGAAGAUGUUUCAAAAGAGGAAAUGACUGAGAAUGAGGAGGAAGUCAUCAACCUUCUCCUGGCGCAGGAAAACGAGAUCCUGACGGAGCAGGAGGAGCUGAUCUCCCUGGAGCAGGUGCUGCGCAGACAGAUCGCGACGGAGAAGGAAGAAAUCGAGAGGCUGCGCGCAGAGAUCGCAGACAUCCAGAGUCGGCAGCAGGGCCGCAGCGAGACGGAGGAAUACUCAUCAGACAGCGAAAGUGAGAGCGAGGAUGAGGAAGAGCUGCAGAUGAUACUGGAAGACCUGCAGAAGCAGAAUGAGGAACUGGAGAACAAAAACACGCACCUGAACCAGGCCAUCCACGAGGAGCAGGAAGCCAUCUUGGAGCUGCGCGUCCAGCUCCGCCUCCUUCAGAGCCACAAGCUGCAGCAGCAGGAAAUGACCGUCCAGCCUCCACCUGAGCAGGCCGCCGCUCCUCCUGCUCCUCCUCCUCCCACGCAGCCGAGCCCGGAGGCCCGCGGCGAGGAGCAAACCAAGCGCUCCACCGUCAAUGCCGCCACUGCUGCUGCUGCAAGUGUUGCUCCAGCUGCAGCCGCAUCAGCUGCGACCGCCACCUCCGACACUCCCACCUCAGCCAACGGGAAGCCAGCUAAGGAUCCGUCGAAGCCCUCGCCGAGCAAAGACAGGAGGGAACCCAACAUGUGAGAUCCCAGAGGCUCUGCUGUGUGUCGGUUUGUCCUGUAGCUGUUGCUGUUUAUCCACUGGAGAUUUCACAUCACUUAGGCCGAAUGGCAGCCAAGGGAAAUAUCAGUUGGCAUCUUGUUUUAUUAUUUCCCCUCGAUAGGAUUUAAAAAAAAAUAAAAAAUAAAUAAAUAAAAAAAGUACCACGGCUACGAGAGACUCAGAGGGACCACGCUUUCAAAUCUACAGUGCCAAGCCUGUAUGAAGGAGGGAGGGAGGGAGGGAGGGGGGUGAGAUGGGAAAUGAAGGGAUUCCUGAAGCAAGUAAGAGAGAUUAGAUUACAGAGAGUUUAUUUUUCACUGGUAAACUAGUCGAGAAAUGAUCCCUGAACCGGAUAGAAUCAGCCCCCCCACCCCACCCAUCCACCCAUCCAUCCAUCCAUCCACCCAUCCAUCCACCCACCCAUCCAUCCACCCAUCCAUCCACCCAUCCAUCCACCCAUCCCACCCCAGUCAUUUAGUUUGUUCCUUAACUCGAUGCAAAUUUGACAUGUUUGAAAAAAGAGACCACUGUGCCAUAACUGAAGAUGCCAGACUGGACACGUCCCUGUCCCCCCCCCGGAGAACCACUAACACAGAAAGCUCUUGUCUAUCUAUAUAUUAUAUAUUUAAAUAGUAUUCGGAAGAAUACAAAUGACUAUUCAAGAAACACAUUGAUUUGAAGUUACUGCUUUUUCUUUUUCUUCUUUUUGUUUUUUUUUUUAGUAAUAUAUGAAUGGAUAUGUUAUUGUAGAUGCUUUUUUUUCUUCUUCUUCUUCUUUCAGCAGCACAUGCACAUAAAAAAACAGUGGUGCUGUGACUCUCACUGGUGGACGAAAACAUGAACGAAUACACAACAAAAUCUUUGUCACCGCUGCCCCCUGCACACACAAGGAAACGUAGAAUAUUACAAUAGUCCGGUGAUGAACCAAAUCUGUGGCGGUGAUUUCUAUCUCCAGACACACUCGCAGGAAGUUCGCUAUUUAAUUUUGUUGUGUAUUUAUUUAUUUAACUUUUAAUCUCAAUCAUUUCAUUUCACAGCUGAUUUUUUUUUUCGACGACGUUUUGAAGCAAAGCCCCGACUCAGCUUUUCUGUAUAUUAUUGUAAAAUUGCAAAACAAACUGUAUUUUUAAUUUUGUCAUACGCUCUCUUUUUUUUUUUUUUUUUUAAAUAAUUAUUAUUAGUGAUCUGUACGGACUGUGCUCGUGUGACUGCCUCUGCUUUGGUCACGGGCGAAUUCUCAUCUGAUUAUUAAUCCUGUGACUGAGACAGUUCGAUUGGGCUCAGAAGCUUCUCCUGAGGUUAUUUUCAUAAUGUUCCGAGCUUUUUGUAGCUGAUUGUUGCAGACAGAAUAAUGCUGUGAAGAAUAAAGUGUCAGUCUGAAUAAUUUA